Messenger RNA from Xiphias gladius (swordfish), 1117 nucleotides. RefSeq names its product spermatogenesis-defective protein 39 homolog. Gene Ontology annotation, cellular component: cytoplasm. The transcript has 8 exons. Gene Ontology annotation, biological process: intracellular protein transport; vacuolar transport. NCBI's taxonomy places the organism in Eukaryota, Metazoa, Chordata, Actinopteri, Istiophoriformes, Xiphiidae. The record is from RefSeq and is a predicted model, not a curated record. The coding region runs from base 114 to 833 and encodes 239 amino acids.
UUAAAAACAACAAACCAUUUGGUCUUUGCAAACGGAAUUGAUGCAUAUGUUUAUUUGCAUAUAGAGUCGGGAGGUGAGAUUCAAUCACAAGUGGUCACUGGAGACGCCUUCUAAUGCCAGGUUCGAACUUGCGUACUAAGAGCUGUCCAGCUGCGAUCAGAUCGACCAAGACGCAUGUUAAUGCCAGUCUCCCAUUUUCUCCAGAGGACUCAGCUCAUGUUCAGGACCACUACACUCUGCUGGAGAGACAGAUCAUCAUCGAGGCAACAGACCAGCAGGCUGAGCGUGGAGGGAGGGUGGAAAUCUUCCAGAAGUUUCCCAGAAGAGCUUCGAUCCUCAACAUGCCGUUAAUCACAACUCUGUACUACUGCUGCUUCUACCACUACACCGAGUCUGAGGGAACUUACAGCAGCCCGUUGAACAUCCGUCAGACCUUCAGGAUGUCAGAGAAGCAAUACUUUGUGACGGCGUUGGCGGCGAGGGCAAAGCUAAAGGCGUGGUCAGACGUAGAGGCUCUGUUCACCAGCAGGAACUGGCUCGGCUUCACCAGGAAGAAAUCACCUCUCAGCUUCCAUCGAGUCGUCGACAUCCUGCAGAAAAACUCCGCCCCGACACAGGUGCUGCAGGAGUACGUGGGGCUGGUCGAUGAUGCGGACAUGAGGAUCAAUCUGGCUCAGAAACAUAAAUGUCACGACAUUGUCAUCAACACGUACCGGGACUUGAAGGACCGGCGGCUGUUGCUAGGAUACCGGGAGAAGGUGGAGAGGGGAUCAGCAGAGGAGAGGAAGAUCAACGGGCUGCUUGACAACCCGCAAAUCCGGUGGAAGAACUGACGCUCCAGUGAAAGACUUUUAUUAUGAAACAACGGUGAAAGUCUCUCGUGUGAAGAGACUGUGAAGGUCGUCCGUCACGGUGACGACAGGAAGGACUAAUGCGCUCGCAUCAGCUUCGGUCUCAUUGGUUGCAGAGAGGAGAGCUGGUUUGACUCCUCCCCCCUCAGAGCGCCGAGUGGAGCCGAGUCAGCGUUUCAACAUUCCUUAAAGAAAACUUGAGUUUUUAAAAAAAACAAAACAUGAACAAUAAAAAGAAUAAAAAUAUUUGAACACAUUGGCUGGAU